AUGUACCAGCGGAGCCCGAAGGCGGCCCUGCGCGUGGGGGCCCGCUGCUCCUGGCGAUGGGACGGCGGCAGCAGCAGCAGCAGCCCGUUCCGCCUGGGCCAGGGCGAGUCGGCGCGCUGUUGCCACCCGGCGCGGUUGCGGCAGCGGAAGCUGUCAGAAGCUACCCCUCGCCAUCCGCCUCUGCCUCAACCUUCUGUAGAAAACUGUACUGUAAUCAAUUAUGGACUGAAAUUCAGCAGCCCGGAGACUAGGCCCCUUUUCCAGCCAACUGUCCCUUCCCCUCCUGAAAGCAUGGAAGAUGCCAUCAUUUUGGAGAACGGGAGGCAAGAGGAUAACUUAAGGGUACGACCUAGAGAAGGACUGGACAGUACUUCUUUAGACUCUUUGUAUAGUCUCUUUCAUGGCUGGCCGUUGCCAUCACCUUACCAGACGCCUGAGGCAGCACCCGCAUCCCUCGCGCCUUUCCGAGCCACAUCUGGGGCUCCCUCCCCGGUCACUUCUCCUACCAGUAAUAACCGCGACAUGGAGGAGCAUCUCGAAGUCAUGCAGCAGAAAUUACGGGAAGAGUUACCAGCCUUUUUUUCGAAGUCUCAUGAUUAUGCAAUGUAUUCCCAGGACGUAGAAUUCAUCAAUGAGAUUCUGCAUCUGAAAACACGUGGCCUAACGAUAUAUCAAAUGGCGGUUGUGUUGUGCCGUUUUGUGGCCUGGAACUAUUUUAUUCAUAUGCACCUAGAGGUGAUGAAGGUGACACAACAUCCGGAGAACUGGAGCAUCCAAGUGCGGUGGCGGAUUAGAGGACUGCCUUUCCACAUUUUCCUGAUGCGUUUCUUCAGGAAUAAACCUGAAUUUUACAGAAUUUACGAUGCCUAUUCCACUUUCUUCUUAAACCCGCAAGGUUUAAUUAAGUGUCACAGAGUAAGCAAGUUCAUGCCCUCCCAGCCACUUCAGAACAAGCUGAAAAACCUUGCCGUGGCCUCUUUGCUGGGCCUGGAGCUCUCAGACCAGAGGCCAUCCCUUUUGCCGUGGCUAGUUAACAGCAAGGGGCAUCAAGAGACUGUAGGGGAUAGUUAAGCCUUGCCCCUCUUGUCAAUACCUCUUUUGGUUCAUCUGCCUGUAUGGUAAGGAGGAUGCCACUGAACAACCCAUUGUAUAUCUGUGUUUCUUCUGUAUAGUGUGGAUGUUGCCCCAUGUUGGUGCUGUUAAUUGCACUAGUAAGUGCUGUAAAGAUGAUUGCAAUCUAAUAUUGUACAUAAUA
This is a messenger RNA of Protobothrops mucrosquamatus (brown spotted pit viper), 1255 nucleotides long. It is a transcript of the gene CUNH6orf136, whose product is annotated as chromosome unknown C6orf136 homolog. The transcript has 6 exons. Lineage: Eukaryota; Metazoa; Chordata; Lepidosauria; Squamata; Viperidae. Bases 1 to 1071 code for a protein of 356 amino acids. The record is from RefSeq and is a predicted model, not a curated record.